AUGGCGGAACUUGAUUGGAACACUGAGGCCUUCAUUGCCCAGUUCACGCGCGGCCUUCACUGGAAGGUAAAGGAACUCCUGUCCACCAAGGACAAUAUCCCAGACGAUGAUCUCGAGGCCAUAUUCGCCGCCUCAAUCAAAAUUGAUAAUAUCCGUCGGGAAAAUGAGGAGAACCGACCUAAGAAAACCCCCGCCAAGUCCCCGGCUACCGUAGCCACCACUUCCACCACCACCACUCAACGGGUCCGACUAACAGAGGACCCUAAUUACGUAACACCGGAAGAAAGGGAUCGCCGCCGCGCGUCUGGCCUUUGUGUCAAGUGCGGUCAAAAGGGGCAUGGUAUCAAACAGUGCCCCAAUGGCUGGAAGGCCACAGUCAAAGAGGUGGCUAAGCCCCCGACUCAGAAAAAGGACAUUGUAGAUACUUGCGUAGAAUUUGUUUCUGUUGGACUCGACUCUAAUAAAAAACCGCUAUUAUUCAUCAAUCUACACGUCCAAAAUUCCCAGGCAGAACCCAUUAAAACCCUCAUAGACUCCGGCGCUACCUCCAACUUCAUAUCCCCGAGCUUAGUAGAAAAACUCAAAAUCCCAAAAACCCAACUCAAAAAUCCACAAGUUGUGAGAAUGUUAGAUGGUACAAUCUCCCAGACUGGUCGCAUAUGGCACCAGGUUCAUCUCACGGUUUUGGCCAAUGGCCACACCCACUCCAUCCCAUUUCUUGUUUGCCCCAUUGGCAACACCCCGGCAAUCCUAGGCAUGACUUGGUUAACGGCAGAAGCUCCUCUCAUCGAUUGGCAACAGGGACUAGUCACAUUCCCUGAACAGAUUCAGAUUGCCUCAGAGGAGGAAGCAGACCCAACCCCUUUAGCGGAUCUCCCCCCACAGUACCACAAGUUUGCUAAAGUCUUUGGUGAAGAAGAGUUCAAGGUCCUCCCGCCACAUAGGGAGUAUGACAUAUCUAUUGACCUUGUCUCGGACGCCAAACUAUCUCCAGGACCAAUAUACGGCAUGACUGACGCAGAAUCCAAGGCACUAAAGCAACACAUAGACGAAGAAUUGGCAACAGGAAAGAUCCGUCCUAGUACCUCUUCUGCCGGCGCCCCCGUCAUGUUUGUCAAGAAGGCAGACGGAUCUCUUAGAUUGCGUUCACACUCUGCACAAAAACCGCUCAUAAGUCCUGUAUCAGGCACCUACUUCCCCCACGCCGUCUUAAACAUUCCAUCCACACGCUCUGGCGUCCCCCAUCCAUACUCCCGCCCCUCUAGCCGCUCUUCCCGUCGUUCCGUUCCAACCCAGUCCCAACUGCCCUCUCGCAGCGCAUCUCCCACUUCGCGAGACUUGCCAGGGAUGGAACCGGAGCCGUCCAUUGCCGCUCUCCUCAAGGCUGUCACAGCCCUCACAGCCACAGUUGGGUCCCUCCAGGACCAAAUCAGAUCGCAAGGCCAACAGCUCACUGAGCUCAAGGCCAUAUGCAAGGAAACCGCGGACCUCCUCGGAGACAAGGACCAAGGAGGAACCACCCAAGCCCAAACACAGCCUGGCCCAUUGACUGGGCCUAUCACCCCUCCUUCCCACACAGGAGGACAAACCAACACUCCAAGAACGGCUAGGCCUGGCCUCCGGGAUCCUUUCCGACCCACCAGGGGUACGACUGGGUACGACUCCGAGGAAGAGCAACCAAGGAGGAUUAAAGAAGAGCCUUGCGGAGCGCUUAGGGAUCUGAGGACCCUUACCCCUUUCAGCUCGGGUUCGGACACCAAACGUCCAAAAAUGGAACUACCAGACCCAUUCAAAGGGGACAUUCGAGGGCGGAAAGCUGUGCAAUGGCUGGAUCGCAUGCUGUUAUGGGGGGCCCUCCAUAGGGAUCAAUUUGAAGAAGAUGAGCAGCUGAUCGUCUGGAUCCUCUACCACAUGGAGGACAAAGCUGCCGAUUGGGCCCUCCCUCUCAUUGGGAACAUCCUCAAGGGCGAAACCACAGCCCCCACCACUAUCCCGGCUAUGACAGCCAAAUUCAAGGAAGCUUUUGCCGAUCCUGACGCCAAGCGUGCCGCCGCCAGAAAAAUUGCGGUUCUCUCCCAAUCAACAACCACCUCCGAGUACGUCACGGAGUUCCGCAACCUCAUGGCGGAAUUAGACUGGAACGAGGAAGCCUACAUUGCGCAGUUUACGCAAGGGCUCCACUGGAAGGUCAAGGAACUGUUGUCUACCAAAGACAAUAUUCCAGACAAACUCGAAGCCAUCUUUGCGGCUUCUAUAAAAAUUGAUAACACUCGCCGCAAAAAUGAAGAGAACCGCCCAAAGAAGGCACCCGCUAAGUCCCCGGUCACCGCGACCACUUCCACCUCUACCACCACCACUAGGGUCCGCCUAUCCGAGGACCCAAACUAUGUCACCCCGGAAGAGCAGGAUCGCCGCCGCGCGUCUGGACUCUGUGUCAAGUGCGGCCAAAAGGGACACGGGAUCAAACAAUGCCCCAAUGGCUGGAAGGCAACCCCCAAGGAAACAGCCAAGGUGGCUCAGGACGAGUCGGAAAAAGAGUGA
Messenger RNA from Rhizoctonia solani, 2541 nucleotides. RefSeq names its product Retrotransposon gag protein. The transcript has 3 exons. Bases 1 to 2541 code for a protein of 846 amino acids. NCBI's taxonomy places the organism in Eukaryota, Fungi, Basidiomycota, Agaricomycetes, Cantharellales, Ceratobasidiaceae. Gene Ontology annotation, molecular function: nucleic acid binding; zinc ion binding. The record is from RefSeq and is a predicted model, not a curated record.